AUGUCCAAUUCCUUCGCGCGGACGUUGAGUAGUUCCUUCACUCCAACGGGACUAAACUCUUCCCCAACACCCACUCCUUCCGCCUUAGAACUUGACUGUUGUGUUGUGCCCGUGCGGAAUAACUUCAAACUUAUACAGACUACCGAUUUUUUCUACCCCUUGAUUGAUGAUCCUUACACUAUGGGAUGGAUUACGUGCUGCAACGUUUUGAGUGACUUGUACGCAAUGGGUGUUGUAAACUGUGACAAUAUGCUCUUGCUGCUUGGUGUUGCACAGGGAAUGACCGCUACAGAACGUGAAGUAUGCGUGAAACUUUUGAUGGAGGGAUUUCGCGAUUGUGCUGCUGAAGCUAAUACGUGCAUUCGUGGUGGUCAGACUGUUUUAAGUCCGUGGCUAAUGAUCGGCGGAGUCGCAACCUCAGUCUGUAGCGAUUCAGAGUAUAUUAUCAAGUGUUCGACCUCCAUAGAUUACGUUGGUUGGGGCAUGUGCCGUGCAUGUCACCCAAUAGGUUGCCGCGGUGAGCGAUGUUUUCCGAGGCGGGUGGUGGAUAGGAAAAGGUCAUGGGCGGUCAAAGUAAGAGCUGAGAUAAGGGUCUGA
This is a messenger RNA of Echinostoma caproni, 597 nucleotides long. The record is from the annotation of a GenBank genome assembly. NCBI's taxonomy places the organism in Eukaryota, Metazoa, Platyhelminthes, Trematoda, Plagiorchiida, Echinostomatidae.